AUGAAUAUUUCUAAAGUAUUUAACUUUUUUAAUUUGUUAUUAGUUUCUAAUUCAUUGGCAUUUAUAUUCAAUGUUAAUUCUUUAACAAUCUUAUUUAAUUAUGUACUACUAUCAGAUAAUUAUAAAUUGGGAUUUAUUACAAAGAGAAAUCUUGCAGAAAUGCUUCAAGAAACAAUAUUUGAUGAUGUAUUUAAUGAAAGAGUAAAUUUUUUGAGUGGAGAAGAUUUAUUAAAAAAAUACAAUUGGGGGGAGUAUUUGUCAUCUUGUGAAAUAUUAUUUAAUUAUGGUGAUACAAAUGAACCUUUAAAGGAUAUUCUUUAUAAUACGGAAAGAAACCUUUCGAUUAUUAAUGGUAAUUUCAGUAAAUUGGGAAUAACAUUAGCAUUUAGUAUGUUGAUGAAAGUAUAUAAUAGAAUUAUGACGCGUUAUAAUUUACAAGAACAUUAUCCACCACAAAGUAAGAAUAGUAAUAUGAAACAAGUUUUACUUUGUGAAAAAAAUUAUACUGAUAGUUUAAUAAGUUAUUUAUAUAAAGGAGAAGACAUUAUUGAUAUUUCUAAUACUGGAGAGAAAUUAGGUGGUAUAGAAGUUAAUCUUCGAGAUGAAUUGCAUUCACUUGAUAUACAAUCAUUUAAUAAACACAAUUGUGCUUUGGCAAAUACAAUAAAACACAAAAUAGGAGAUUCUUUUGAAUAUUUUAAUAGAAGAUUUCUUAAAUAUAAUAAAAAUGAAAUGUAUGUGAAAGAAUUAUUAAAUUUGGAAUAUAAAUCAUUGGUAACAGUAGUUGAUACUAUGUCUAUUAAAUCAAAUACUUAUGAACCUAUUAGUCUUCUUGCUCAUCUUAUAAUAAAUACAAUAUAUUUUCAUUAUGACGAUAGAACAAUUUAUAUAUCUUAUGAAACCUUUAAAAAUGUGUAUGAAAGAAUAUUGCAACGUGUUAUUACAUUAAAUCCUAGUGAAUUAACAAGGAGAACAGUGAAUUAUUUGCUCAACAUUUAUUUUUUGGAAAAACAGUUGACUAUAACACAUAUAAUUAAUGAACUUAAGUAUGAUGAAUCAAAUACUCAGGAAAACGUAAAAGAUAUGGAUGCUAUAAGAAAUGAAAUUAUACAAAGUUUACAGUUAAACAAUAUUACAUUAUCAUUGGAGAAAGUAAAUGAAAUGACUCUUAGAGUAUUUAGAUCUACUAAGGAUAUUAUCUAA
Plasmodium relictum is the source of this 1203-nucleotide messenger RNA. RefSeq lists its product as hypothetical. The record is from RefSeq and is a predicted model, not a curated record. The transcript has a single exon. Lineage: Eukaryota; Apicomplexa; Aconoidasida; Haemosporida; Plasmodiidae. Bases 1 to 1203 code for a protein of 400 amino acids.